Seminavis robusta is the source of this 1078-nucleotide messenger RNA. NCBI's taxonomy places the organism in Eukaryota, Bacillariophyta, Bacillariophyceae, Naviculales, Naviculaceae. The record is from the annotation of a GenBank genome assembly.
AUAGGAUCCUUUGAUCCUUUGAUCAUCUCACAAAUCAAAAUCACAACAACACAAAACACACAAACAGCAACACAAAGCUCAUACCCAACAAAAACAGUCUAUCAAGCAAACAAAGUAAACAAAACAUGUUGGACUACCCUACAAUCAACAACCUCAGCGGAUACCAAAGCAUCCGUGGCAAACGCCGCCUCUCCAAGUCCUUUCGACCAGGCCCCUUCGAUGUCAUUUGCGCCAGAGGAAAGGACGCCUAUGAACACUCGGGCAACCAACGAUUCCGCGCUCUGAUUGAACUCCACAGAGCCGAAUAUGCCGCCGUAUCAAACUGCAAAUACUUGAAGAGCAAAAUCGUCUCCAAGGUCGUCGCCACAGUCCGAUCCGCUUCGCCAGAAGGUGGCUUUGUCAAGCGCGGAAUGGAUGGAGUCUGGUUUGAAGUGGGCGAUCGUGCCGCCAAGGAAAAGUGCGGACAAUCCUUCCGAGACAGAAAUCCCAAUCUCUACAGCUCUUCUACAAAGGCAAAGGCCAUUGUACGACAACAGCGUCGCACUCAAGAAUACGAGGGAUCCGCAGCAGAAGCAACCAUAGCAACAGCACUUCCACUGACACAACAAUCAUCGACGCCUCCGUUGUUUGAAUACUCGACAUCUUCCAUUGUAUCCGAUGAGGAUUUUUCUUCUUCCAGUGACAGCGAGGAUGAAAUGCCACCAUCGCCCGCCAAGCAACAACAAAGAGUCUCAAUUGAAAUCGCACCCAUGAUGAUGAACAACGUUUUCCAACCACAACCACCACAAACCAUGCGAUCGGAGAGUCUCGAGGUCUUUGGUUGCCACAAAUUCCACUCGACAGAAACGUUUUCUCCAUCCAUCUUUGAGGAAGAACCAGCAUUGGAGCCAAUCUCGGACGACUCGGAAUCCUCCUUUGAGAGUGACUUUCUUUUCGACGAGGACAUGAAGCGUGACUUUUGUGAGGUCAUGGGUGUCAUGUUCUAAUAAUAAUACACUCCUCCGACCGGCAGAAGCUCCAUAAACUGAUCAUCUAAUUAUUAAAUUGAUUGGUCAACGACUUAUAUUUAUCUUGUCCG